UUCACGACAUAGAAUGUGGGUCUAUUUACGUUUAUUGUUGGUUACAAGUACGUUAGGGAUGGUUAUUUCGUUAUACAGGGUCAAUAUUGUUGUGGGCCGAGGUGGAAAAGUUGGCCACUUUGUGUCCAGCAGAAAGCGUUAGUUCAGUUGGGAGAAUUAGACAGAUCUUUUCUGAAAGCUGGUGACUUCUAUUUCUGCCUUCGACAAUCCUGGCCAUCCCCAUAUGGGACAUCGCCCAGUGGUUUGGAAGUCGUGUGUGUUUAUAGAACCUAUAACGGCGUGAAAGAACGUGUAACACAUGAGAGUGAAUUUCACAAACUUUUCACCAUGGACUGGAUCCAUAAUUCAUUAAUACAAAAUUCUUCGUCUGCGCUGUCAACCCAAGAUUCUGAUGAGGAUUUGCCACACCUGUUACAAAGUCUCCUGGUGACUGUUGAAAAAGGCAUCGAGAGAAUUGAAUGGCAAAGCGUAACAAAGCCUUGGUCAUGUAGUCACGUUUUCCCAUCGCAGCUUCUCAAUUCCACUGACUCUUUUUACCACGAAAACCAGGCGGUAAGCACAAAAGACAGGUUUGUACAGACUAGUCCAGAACAUGAACUGGACAAAGAAAGCCACGAUACAGAUUGUAGAAGUCAAGUGGCCGUUGCUUGCGACCAUGUUGUCACGAAAACUGAUGAUAAUCACGUUGAGUUGGGAAAAUACUAUAACCAAAGUGACAUUUCUAGACUCCAAAUGAGCUCCCAAGACCAGAUGACAAGAGUGACAACAGGUAAAAAUAGGUACUCUCAAACAGAUUUUCAGCUUGAUUCGUCAACUACGCCAUCGCCUGCAGUGACGUCAUUAUAUCACAGGGAGGAAGAACCUGACGACGGUUACCAUGACAACAUAUUAUCUCAACCAACAAAAAUCAGUGAAGUCGAUGUUAAAUUACUGGAAUCGGAAAUAGCUGUUCUACCAGGAUCACGUGACGUCACUGGAAGGAGUGUCGUCGUAAUCACCUUAUCUAUAUGGCAGAAAUAUUCUGAAAUUACAGCUACACAGAUGGCGCUGUUGUUGAUGUAUUUUCAUGGCAUCCCUAAGAAAGAAGUAAUAAGACGAGGGUUUUUAGUGCUGUUAGACUGUCACCAUGCUUCAAAUACAGAAUUAACCGAACUUGACGAAGCACUGUACCUAUUACAGGCGAAUGUGAAUAAUGCAGUCAGUUCUGUGUUGAUCUGGACAAUGGAAGAAGGAAUUGACCAAUCAUAUUUCCUUAAAAGCCAAGUCAAAUACGAGGUGAUAACAAGUAAAGAAAACCUUCACAAAUUUAUUAAACAAGAACAACUACUCCCACAGAUUGGCGGUAGUUAUUUUUAUGACCAUCAGGAAUGGGUGAGCUUCAGAAAGAGCAUUGAACCUUUUAUUAAUGGUUGUUGCAUUUGUGGGCGCCACCUCGUGAGAAUCAUGCAAGAGUUAUGUACCAGUCGUAUGCCUUCGUCAGCCUCUUUAACAAGUCAGUUGAUUGAACAUCAUAGGCGAAUCAUCGGUUCCACGUUUCAAGGCGAUUAUCUGCGCCAUCUAGAAGAAGAAGGAGAUACUAUUUUGAAAAGAAUUGUUUCUAUUCAAAAACGUAUGCCUCAUAAUGUUGAUUACAGGGAGACUGUAGACAGGGGAACUACCCUAUAUAGGGAACUUCAGUGUGCUGUUAGAAAGUUAACUAAAUUAGUGGAAAAACGUCAGAAGAAACUUGAAACCUGUCUUCGUCUCAAAACAUUUGAAGAAGAGUCAAGUCAGGUACUGGGAUGGCUGUGUUGGAAAGGCGAAGAAACGCUAUCCAAACAUCAAGCUAUGGCUGACUCUUUUGACGCCGUCAAAGAGCAGGAAGGGGAAUUUGAGAAAUUCUACUUUUUGGCCAUGCGUCAGAUUGAAAAAGGUAAUGAUUUAAUGGAAGAAGCCUCCACAUUCGAACCCAUGUCGAAAUCCUCUGUUGGUGGACAUCCUGGGGUGCAAACUUUAGCGUCUUCGCUGGCGAAACAUCUAUACGAUUUUACAGAGCGCCUUGAUGACACACGAGAAAGGCUGGAAGACAGUACCAAAUGUUACAGCCUUCUAGACCGGGCUUAUGAAUGGGCAGUGGAGACAAUGAAAUUUAUAUCUCAUCUGAAAACGGAGAAGACAACAAAUUCCACGGAACUAAUAAAACUAACUAAAUCACUUCAAGACUAUGUGGACAACAAUCCACCAAUUAGUGAGGAAAUAUUCCAUGAAAUGAUAAGCUUGGCCACAAGACUGGAGAAUGAAAGCCUACUUGAGCAGUGUAGAGUAAGUGUACA
Limulus polyphemus (Atlantic horseshoe crab) is the source of this 2312-nucleotide messenger RNA. RefSeq names its product puratrophin-1-like. The record is from RefSeq and is a predicted model, not a curated record. The annotation marks the transcript as partial. The transcript has 12 exons. Lineage: Eukaryota; Metazoa; Arthropoda; Merostomata; Xiphosura; Limulidae.